Molecule: messenger RNA, 1768 nt
Organism: Acaromyces ingoldii
Lineage: Eukaryota; Fungi; Basidiomycota; Exobasidiomycetes; Exobasidiales; Cryptobasidiaceae
Exons: 1
Coding region: 138-1493 (451 amino acids)
Biological process (GO): meiotic attachment of telomere to nuclear envelope; mitotic telomere tethering at nuclear periphery
Cellular component (GO): nuclear membrane complex Bqt3-Bqt4
Molecular function (GO): DNA binding
Source: RefSeq, a predicted model, not a curated record
UGCCACGCGUUGGACUUGCCUUUCGCGACCAUCACGCAACCCAUCUUUCCCCCCCCGUGUCGCACGCUCACCUCUUUCCAUUUCUUAAGCACCAACCUCAUAUAAAUCCUCCCGCAUUUACAAGACGUCCAACAACAAUGGCUGGCUCGCGUCGCUCCACUCCCCGACGUGCUCGCUCCUCGUCGGUGGCUUCCAACGUCUCGACGGCGUCGGCCAAGCAGGAGAACACGACGCCGCGCAAGAAGGCUGCCUCGAAGCGCGAGGCUAGCGCGUCGGCGCGCGCCACGCCCACGCCCAAGGACAAGGACGCCGGUGCUGCUGACGUCGAGACGACGCCCUCGGCCGCGUCCAAGAAGGAGAACGGCCUUCGCGCGGCCCAGGCAAAGGCCCUCGCUGCAAGGCCACCCCUGCCCGAGCGCCGCAACCCGGUACUGCCAGAUGCCGACGUGCCGGUCAAGGUCCAGGUGAUCCGGCGCGAUGGCCAGAACAUCAUCAUUGGACGCGUCAAGCUGCCCACUGUCAAUGGCACCGACCACUCGUUCCUGCUCAAGCGCUUCGACACCAAUGCGCUCGCCGCGUCGUCGAUGUACCGCCUUGCGUUUCCCUAUGCCGAUGGCGAGGCCGAGCGGGGCGAGAUGGAGUACCUGGAGAAGCGCUACGAUGCCGAGAUGGCAAACGGCGGUCUCGAGCCUGCCCGCAGGCGGCCGCGCGGACGCCCGUCGAAAAAGGCAGCGCAGGAGCACGACGAGGCGGCCAUGGCCGAGCGGAAGCUGCCCCCCGGCAGCACCGGUGUGCGCCUCCAGGGCACCUGGAUCCCCAGCGCAGACGCCCUCGAGGUCGCCAAGGAGUACGGCCUGACGAGGUACGCACAGCCCCUCAUCGAGGCCAAGGCCGAGUACUCGGACGACAACGGCGGCCCCGUCCUGACGCCGUCCAAGAACGACAAGGUCAGCACGCCCUCGCGCUCGACGAAGCGCCAGAGAAGGAUCGAUGAGCAGGAGGUCGGCCUCGAUGGCGAGAGCCCCUCGGUGACGCGUACGCGCACGACGAGGACCACGCAGCCCGACGGGUCUGAGCGCAUCGAGAUCGAGCAGACGGAGACGAGCAUCGAGUCUUCCAAGGGUCUCACCGAGGCCCAGAUCCAGGCUGAGCUGCAGGCGUCCAAGGCCCUCGCCCAGGGACUUCGCCAGUCCGCCGACAGCUCCUCGACCACCCGCGGAACCAAGCGUCGCGCAGCCAACCAGGCCCCAAGUGCCAACAUCGACGUCCUAGCCGAUGACGACGAGGACACGAACAAUGCAGUUGUCAGAUCCAUCAGGAGCGGCGCCCGGGCCGCCAGGCGGAGACCAGUGGCCACGGCCACGGGCGCACUGGGUGCUGCCGGCGCCGUGGGCGUCGGUGCCCUUGCCUGGAUCUCGGGCGGCAACCUGGACAUGGCCGUGUCUCUCGUCCAGCAGGGUCUCCAAAACGCCGGAUCAUGGUUCAGCUUCUAGAGGCCACCAUCUUCCUAAAAUUCAAACACAACAGGACUUCUGUCGUCAAGGUUCAACAAGUGAGGGGAUCGGGCUCUAUUCGUCCUCUCGUUUUACUUUCUGUUUUAUUCUUCUUUCUGGCCUUCAGUCUUACACGCUCUUUUCUUUCUCUGUUGUGUUUCUCGUUUUUUCCUCUUGUCGUCGAGAGCGGCUAUGUAAUUGAUAUCCAUCGACUUCCUCUUCUUCGCCGUCGUGACAGCAAGCGGCUUGCGACGGGGCGCUCUCUCUCUCUCUCU